Bombina bombina (fire-bellied toad) is the source of this 849-nucleotide messenger RNA. It is a transcript of the gene DOK6, whose product is annotated as docking protein 6. NCBI's taxonomy places the organism in Eukaryota, Metazoa, Chordata, Amphibia, Anura, Bombinatoridae. Gene Ontology annotation, cellular component: cytoplasm. The transcript has 7 exons. The coding region runs from base 1 to 849 and encodes 282 amino acids. Gene Ontology annotation, biological process: cell surface receptor protein tyrosine kinase signaling pathway; positive regulation of MAPK cascade. The record is from RefSeq and is a predicted model, not a curated record.
AUGGAGCCUAAUGCACCAUACCGGACAGCACAAGGAGGCUUUUCAAUCUAUAGACGUUGCUGGCUAGUUUUUAAAAAGGCAUCCAGUAAAGGUCCAAGAAGAUUAGAAAAGUUUCCUGAUGAAAAAGCUGCCUUUUUUAGAACUUUUCACAAGGUAACAGAACUUCACAACAUCAAAAAUAUAACAAGACUGCCUCGAGAGACCAAAAAACAUGCAGUGGCAAUUAUCUUUCAUGAUGAGACAUCAAAGACAUUUGCCUGUGAGUCAGAGCUAGAGGCAGAGGAGUGGUGCAAGUUUCUCUGUGUGGAGUGCUUAGGAACAAAACUUAAUGACAUAAGCCUUGGUGAACCUGACCUUUUAGCUGCUGGAGUUCAAAGAGAACAAAAUGAACGUUUCAACGUGUACCUUAUGCCAACACCAAAUUUAGACAUCUAUGGAGAAUGCACAAUGCAAAUUACACAUGAAAACAUCUAUCUGUGGGAUAUCCACAAUGCAAAACUGAAGCUGGUCAUGUGGCCUCUAAGUUCCUUGAGGAGAUACGGUCGAGAUUCAACAUGGUUCACUUUUGAAUCUGGAAGAAUGUGUGACACAGGCGAAGGGUUGUUUACCUUUCAAACAAGAGAAGGAGAGAUGAUUUAUCAGAAAGUCCAUUCUGCUACAUUGGCCAUAGCUGAGCAGCAUGAGAGGCUAAUCCUAGAAAUGGAGAAAAAGGCAAGACUUCAGAGUAGCCUCACUGAACCGAUGACAUUAUCCAAGUCAGUAUCCCUUCCUCGGAGUGCUUACUGGCAUCAUAUAACGAGACAAAAUAGUGUUGGCGAGAUCUACAGUUUACAAGGCAAGUGGGUUUAA